GUGAAACUAAAGUGAUUUUUGCGAAUAUGGGGUUACCUCGUGUAUAUUUUGAUAUAUCGGCUGAUGAUAAAUCAUUAGGUCGUAUCAUAAUGGAAUUACGAACAGAUAUAGUUCCAAAAACAGCAGAAAAUUUUCGCGCCCUUUGUACGGGAGAAAAAGGUUUUGGAUAUAAAGGAAGUAUCUUCCACCGAGUAAUUCCUAAAUUUAUGUGUCAAGGUGGAGACUUUACUAAUCAUAAUGGCACGGGAGGAAAAUCAAUUUAUGGAGAAAAAUUUGAAGAUGAAAAUUUUGAAUUAAAACACAUUGGUCCUGGCAUAUUGUCCAUGGCAAAUUCUGGACCUAAUACCAAUGGUUCACAAUUUUUUUUAACUACUAUAAAGACUACUUGGUUAGAUAAUAAACAUGUAGUUUUUGGUUCUGUUGUGGAUGGUAUGGGUGUAGUAAAAAAAAUUGAAAGCUAUGGUUCUCAAACUGGAAAAACUCAUCAAAAAAUUGUGAUUACUAAUUGUGGUCAACUCUAAAAUAUUUUAGUAAUAUAAUUAUUUAUAAUAUAUUGUAUACAUA
Molecule: messenger RNA, 564 nt
Organism: Apis dorsata (giant honeybee)
Lineage: Eukaryota; Metazoa; Arthropoda; Insecta; Hymenoptera; Apidae
Product: peptidyl-prolyl cis-trans isomerase
Exons: 1
Coding region: 27-521 (164 amino acids)
Biological process (GO): protein peptidyl-prolyl isomerization; protein folding
Cellular component (GO): intracellular membrane-bounded organelle
Molecular function (GO): peptidyl-prolyl cis-trans isomerase activity
Source: RefSeq, a predicted model, not a curated record